This is a messenger RNA of Vigna radiata var. radiata (mung bean), 1791 nucleotides long. RefSeq names its product probable beta-1,3-galactosyltransferase 5. Lineage: Eukaryota; Viridiplantae; Streptophyta; Magnoliopsida; Fabales; Fabaceae. The record is from RefSeq and is a predicted model, not a curated record. Gene Ontology annotation, molecular function: beta-1,3-galactosyltransferase activity. Gene Ontology annotation, cellular component: Golgi membrane.
AACAGUCGUCACACUUUUAUUUACAGCACGGUUAAAUUCCAAAUCUCGUAACCUUUCUGUAUAUUAACCUCUCUUUCUCUUCACAUAAGUAAACGUAUCUGCGUUGCAACUUCCUACCACUAUCUCUUCUCAUUAGACCAAUUCCUCCCUUCACAUUCAUCAUUCCCUGCAAACUUUUUCUUCCUCACACCAAAUUUUCUAAUCCUCCCUCACACAGAACAAUAUGAAGACUCGCACCUCUACCAAAAUCUCUGCAUCGUGGAUUCCCAUCUUCUCUGUCUUUUCCUUCAUUCUUGGUAUGCUCAUCACAAGCAGGAUGUGGGACCCACCUGAAUCAAACGGGAUGCUUAUUGCGCAGCAUCAGCAGGACCAACAGCUGCAAGUGAUCUCAGGCGACUGCGCGACCAAGAAGAUGCAGCCCAAGGAUGCAGUGAGCGAGUUACAGAAGACCCAUGAAGCCAUCCAAGCUUUAGACAAACAAGUUUCCAUGCUUCAGAUGGAGCUAGCAGCAGCUAGGAGUUCUCGUGAAAAUGGGAUCUCUGAUUCGAAUACUUCAACCACCACUUCCGAGGAAGGUUCUGCAAGGAAGAAGGCAUUUAUAGUGAUUGGCAUAAACACGGCUUUCAGUAGCAGGAAGAGGCGUGAUUCAGUAAGAGAGACUUGGAUGCCUCAAGGUGAACAACUUCUUCAGUUGGAACGGGAGAAGGGAAUUGUUAUCAGGUUCAUGAUUGGCCACAGUGCAACUUCCAACAGCAUACUAGAUCGAGCUAUUGAUUCAGAAGAAGCUUUGCACAAAGACUUUCUUCGCCUAGAACAUGUUGAAGGGUAUCACGAGCUGUCUGCAAAAACAAAGAUUUUCUUUUCUACCGCAGUUGCAAAAUGGGAUGCUGAUUUCUAUGUCAAGGUUGAUGAUGAUGUCCAUGUUAAUUUAGGUGUCCUGGCAACAACCCUUGCUCGUCACCGAUCAAAACCCAGGGUCUACAUUGGGUGUAUGAAAUCAGGGCCUGUCCUUUCCAGAAAGGAUGUCAAAUACCAUGAACCUGAGUUUUGGAAGUUUGGAGAAGAGGGGAACAAAUACUUUCGACAUGCAACUGGGCAGAUAUAUGCAAUCUCUAAAGAUCUGGCCACAUACAUUUCCAUCAACCAGCCUAUUUUGCAUAAGUAUGCCAAUGAAGAUGUCUCGCUUGGUGCAUGGUUCAUUGGUCUUGAAGUUGAGCAUAUUGAUGACCGCAGUAUGUGCUGUGGAACUCCUCCAGACUGUGAGUGGAAGGCACAAGCAGGUAACAUAUGUGUUGCCUCAUUUGAUUGGAGCUGCAGUGGAAUCUGCAAGUCAGUGGAGAAGAUUAAAUAUGUCCACUCAAAGUGUGGAGAGGGGGAUGGAGGUUUGGAGUGCUUUAUUUUAGAUACUUUCAAAGGAAAAUGGUUUUUUGGUGGUUUGGAGAGAGACUAAUUAUUUAACUGCAGCUGGAACAAAGGCAUUUUUCAGUUUUGAGAAUGAUUAUUUUCUGCAAAUAGGUAGAUAUAACAUGGAGCAUCUGGCAAACAAGGCUGGUUCAUAAUUUUUUGUGGAAAGCUGAAGGUAGCAAUUGCCUGGAUAUGGAUAUGACGGUCUUCCAGUGAUGUGGGGGAGAUAUGACAACAACCAUUCAGGGUUUAUACAAUGUUUUUGUCCAUAUGAGGACGAGAUUGGUUGUUGUGCCCUUUGUAAUGAAAAACAAUGUAUUGAUAGUUCUUCUAAUGCGUUAAAUUUUAUCACUAUUUCGAUGCAAUCAAAGGUUGAACUUUAAAAUA